AUGCGUUCAAUUCUCGCCCCGGUGGUCCUGCUUUCGUCGGCGCUUCUUGCGCGCGCUGGAGGCAUUGCGCAGAAAGAUUUCUCGGGCAUCGGGAAUAUAUUUGUUCUGAACUCGAGCGACUGGCCGAGUGCGACGCCCGAUCAGAAGGUCGGCUGCUUGGACGACAAUGGGAAGUUCAUCAAUCCAGAUGAUGAGGAGGACUGCGGCGUAUUCACAAGACUGGCCAACUAUCCCUACACGCUCUCGACCAAGAAGGGCAACUGCACGUUCGACGACGCGACACAAGAGAAGAACACGGAUAGCUGGUAUGGCAAGAGCGAUAAUGCGUGGAACUGCAACGGUACCCACAAGGCUGUGAUCUACGAUGAGCUCUACACUAUCGAUGGCUUCCCAUACGUCUUCUUAUGCUGGGGCGACAUCGCUUGCUACUAUGAUGUUAAGAAGGUUCCGGGGAAGAACGAGACAUUGUCGCUGUGGCAAUUCCGAUGGGGCUCCCACCAGAUGGGCAUAACACCAGGACACAUGCAGGCGCAGCUGCUGUGGAACAAGAUUGGAGAUCUACCGAAGAGGGAGGACAUGGAGAAUAUUCCGAGCCCGAGGAUUACACUGGAAGAUGGAUUACAGAUACCUCUGGAAGGUCAACAGUUGAGCGCAUAA
Molecule: messenger RNA, 657 nt
Organism: Trematosphaeria pertusa
Lineage: Eukaryota; Fungi; Ascomycota; Dothideomycetes; Pleosporales; Trematosphaeriaceae
Exons: 2
Coding region: 1-657 (218 amino acids)
Source: RefSeq, a predicted model, not a curated record